AGUGGCGGUGUGACUAGCUGGCAGCUUUUUUGUGUUUCAAUGCUGAAAAGCUUUGAGGCGACAGUACUGCUGAUCAGUCAGCCGCAGACUUCAAGCUGCACAGAGAGACUCAGCUCUGCACGAUGCCUUCCCCUAUCCCCGUGACUCGCCUGCUGCCCAAAGAUAUCUACCCCUGCCUGGACAUCGGGACCUGUAGCAGUCCGCUAACCAAAUACUCCCUCGGUACCACUUUACAAGUCCCUGUUCAGCGGCUCCACGGCAGGGUUGCAACUCGGCUCUGGUCCACUGUGAUCCACUGGAAGGAGCUGCGCUCCCUGCAGCCGGUGGGCUCCGGAGGGUUCGGCUCCGUCUAUAAGGCAGAGUACCUCGGGGAGACCGUUGCGCUGAAGAAAGUGAAGAAGUGCACAAAGAACAAGCUGGCGUCCCGGCAGAGCUUCUGGGCCGAGCUGAACGCCGCACACCUGCGCCACAGAAACAUCGUGCGCGUCAUCGCGGCGACCACCUGCGUCCCGUCUGAUUUUGGAGACGAAAGCAGCAUUGGAACAAUACUGAUGGAGUUUGUGGGGAACAUAAAUCUGCAGCAGAUCAUUUACGGGUGUGCAGAGCCGCUAGGAGAGGACAGGUGGCUCAGGUACUCCACGGACAUUGUACGCGGCUUGCGGUUCCUUCACUCCCACAGCGUUGUGCAUCUGGACAUAAAACCAGCAAACUUAUUGGUGUCCAGUGAAGACGUCUGCAAAAUUGCGGAUUUCGGCUGUUCUCUGAAACUGGACCGUGGCUGUGAAGUGUGCGCCAUCAGCCCCCAUCUGAGCCACGUCGGCGGCACUUACACGCACAGAGCCCCGGAGUUGCUGAAGGGCGAGGGGUUGUCUCCCAAAGCGGAUAUCUUUUCUUUCGGGAUCACCUUGUGGCAGCUGAUCACCAGAGAGCAGCCCUACACUGGCGACAGGCAGCACGUGCUCUACGCGGUUGUGGCGCACAGCCUGCGUCCGUCUGUUCAGGACCAUCCGGUGUUUCGGUCGGAGCAGGGGCGGCUGUGUAGGACUGUGCUGAGCCGGUGCUGGAGCGCAGAGGGCCGCUGCAGACCCAGUGCCGAGGAGCUGCUGCCUCACCUGGAGCAGCUGCGCACCAAUACGUGACUUAGUUUUCCAACUGGUGCACAGAUGUGCUGACAGCUGUGGCUUUCAUUAAAUGGACACGUUUUAGGAACAUUUUAGAAGGUUCUGCCCAUUUUCUCAUGGUCACCUUGAUGCCCAAUGAGGUUUAGAAAAGCCAACCAUUUGGUGCUCUCGUUUAUCAGCGCAAUAAUAAUGUGCCUUAAGAAAUAAAAAUGCUAUAUAAGGGAGUACUGUUUCAGCAGGGCACACUGUUUAACCCACAAAAAGCACUUGUAAUGAAAACAAACCAAUGUUUAAAGUGAAUUUAGUCCUGCAAUGUUAACACAUCAUUGUCGUUUAGUUCGACAACUCAAACUAUUCAUAUUAAGUUACUGUGAGUUUGUUUUAGCAAGUUUUUAAAAAAAAUAUGGAAUCAAAAUUUGAGGUGAACUGAGUUUUAUUUGCUAUGAUGAGAUUGUAUUGUGAGAUUUAAGUGUGAUAGGUUUCAUUAAAACUAUUUUUAUACUAU
Anoplopoma fimbria (sablefish) is the source of this 1626-nucleotide messenger RNA. It is a transcript of the gene mos, whose product is annotated as v-mos Moloney murine sarcoma viral oncogene homolog. Gene Ontology annotation, molecular function: protein kinase activity; ATP binding. The record is from RefSeq and is a predicted model, not a curated record. Gene Ontology annotation, biological process: negative regulation of metaphase/anaphase transition of meiotic cell cycle; protein phosphorylation; signal transduction. Lineage: Eukaryota; Metazoa; Chordata; Actinopteri; Perciformes; Anoplopomatidae. Gene Ontology annotation, cellular component: cytoplasm. The transcript has a single exon. The coding region runs from base 123 to 1139 and encodes 338 amino acids.